CCGGCAGUUAUUUUAAAUGCAUCCAGUAUAACUCUUCAAAGAAAAUCACGAGUACCACGUAAGCUUUGGCGGUCUAUUUACCUUAACAAAUAAGUUCUGUUUCCCAAUUUAUUCAAUUGAAUUUGACUACCGCUAUACCUUGAAGAAAAGACGCUGUUGGAGCUGUGAGAAUUUGCGGGAACGUGAGUAAGUGAAUGAGAUCACGACGUAAUUAGAGGUUUACUUUACCCUGCUUUCCGACCAAUUUAUUCUGAAUGUUCUGAGUUCUGGGAAGCCUAAAAUCACCGCGCGGAAGUGUUGACGAGAGUAAAUUGCUUUGCAAUUAGCUGACAAUGUCCGAAAACCUAGCUAUAUAUAAGAACCCGUUGCUUAGACAGUCGGUGCACACCGAAAAUUCCUUUGGUCGGAGAUACACGACAUGCAAUCCCAUCUUUUCAGGUAUCUAUUGGGCCCGAUUAUUUUGUCGGCUUUUCCGGACGCUUUAUUUCACCAGCCUCUUCAUCUGCCACGGCAGGGACAAUUUAUUCCGUUAUUGCCUUACGGUUCGCCACUUCAUGUCCUACUUAAUAACCAGCCACGUUACCACGAAUAUGCCGAAGACGAUACGAUUCAUUUAAGAACUUCAUAUUUGUUUAAUGACAAUCAGAAUGACCAACAACAGGAAGAAAUUGACGUCAGAAGUCGAAACAAAAACGGAAUGGCGAAUGAAUAUCCGGACGCUCAACUAAGAAUAAACAGCCUCCAACGUUUUCUAUUUGGCGGAAGUAAUACUAAUCCUUUCUGGAAGACAGCAACUUACACUUCGGUAGCAUCACUAAGCGUGACAAGUGUAAAGAAUUGUAUUCCGUCCUGGUUAUUUGUUGGUGGCAGUUCUACUAAUCCCUGUCGUCGCAAGAGGCGUGAAUUCCCAUCAGAAGAUGCUUUGCAAUUCCCCAUCGAUCCUUCAGAACGUCAACGAUUAACCGUAACGGCACUUCCUUCUAUGGAUCUGUUAAUGCGAAACAAUGGUCAACCUCGAACUACCAUAGUAUCUUCUAAAGAUGAAGUAAUUCCGAAUGAAGAUGGGCAGGAGCGACAGGACUUGGAUAAGGAGAAUCGACUUUUCUACAAGUUUGUGGCAUCUACAACAGCUUUCUCUUAUAUAUUUUCAACCUUCUUUUUCACUCGAACGAUAAGGCCUGUUGCAAAUUAUUACCAAGUGUUGUGUAUGCCGGAUGGCUACGUUGUUUGCAGUUAGUUAGAGUGCGUUGCAUUUAAGACGACACAUCCAUUUUGUUUCCUUGUUGUUGAUGACCUCAAACUUAAUCAACCAUAGCAGUUUUUAUCCCAUUAAAAUGCUCUUUACUUGUUUGUUUACUAUAACAUGUGAAAUACGUAGUUCCAAUUACCAGUCGUUGUGUUUUAACCAAAGAAGUAAAUUAUUUCGGCUAGAUUCGAAACAAUUCUGGAAGAAACAACAUUGAACAUUUUUAUAGCCACAAGGGUCCCCUCGUCCGCUUCCCCAGAACUAUUGUAUUAUAAUAAACAACCUGGCAACCGUGAACAACAUAUUUGCGCAAUUUUUUACAAUCAGGAC
This is a messenger RNA of Daphnia pulicaria, 1576 nucleotides long. RefSeq lists its product as uncharacterized. The record is from RefSeq and is a predicted model, not a curated record. The transcript is spliced from 5 exons. Bases 419 to 1237 code for a protein of 272 amino acids. NCBI's taxonomy places the organism in Eukaryota, Metazoa, Arthropoda, Branchiopoda, Diplostraca, Daphniidae.